Molecule: messenger RNA, 1890 nt
Organism: Miscanthus lutarioriparius
Lineage: Eukaryota; Viridiplantae; Streptophyta; Magnoliopsida; Poales; Poaceae
Source: the annotation of a GenBank genome assembly
AUGAUGAGGGGGCAGGCGUGGCUGGCGCUGCUGGUCGUGGUGGCGCUGGCCUUGGCGGACGCGGCGGCGGGGAGGUUCGUGGUGGAGAAGAACAGCAUCCAGGUGACGUCCCCUGACGAGCUCAAGGGCAAGUACGAGUGCGCCAUCGGCAACUUCGGGGUGCCGCAGUACGGGGGCACCCUGCACGGAUGGGUCGAGUACCCCAAGUCCAACCGGAAGGCGUGCCAGAGCUUCGACCAGUUCGACAUCUCGUUCAAGCCCAAGCAGGCCGGGGGACGACCCAUCUUCGUCCUCGUCGACCGCGGAGAAUGCUUCUUCACAACCAAGGCAUGGAAUGCACAAAACGCUGGAGCUGCUGCAGUUCUUGUUGUAGAUGACAAGUCGGAACCUCUAAUCACAAUGGACAACCCAGAAGAAGGCAAAGAGCACCUAGAAAACAUCACUAUUCCCUCAGUUCUUAUAACAAAGAAAUUGGGGGAAAGCCUUAAGAAAUCCGCGGAAAAUGGCGAUAUGCUUAGCGUUCUUCUGGACUGGAGAGAAUCCCUUCCCCAUCCCGAUGAGCGCGUAGAGUAUGAGUUCUGGACAAACAGUAAUGAUGAAUGUGGUCCUAAAUGCGAUAUGCAAAUGGACUUCGUGAGGAGCUUUAGAGGAACUGCACAAAUUCUUGAGAAAAAGGGUUACACUCAGUUUACUCCUCAUUAUAUCACAUGGUAUUGUCCAGAAGCUUUUGUCGAUAGCAAGCAAUGCAAAUCACAGUGCAUCAAUCAUGGGAGAUAUUGUGCACCAGACCCAGAGCAGGAUUUUAGCCAAGGGUAUGAUGGAAAAGAUGUUGUGGUUCAAAAUCUACAUCAAAUUUGUGUAUUCAAGAUUGCUAAUGAGACUGGGAAGCCAUGGCUGUGGUGGGAUUAUGUGCAUGAUUUCGCACUUAGGUGCCCAAUGAAGGAUAAGAAAUACACUCAUGACUGUGCCAGCGAUGUUAUCAAGUCACUUGGAUUGGACAUCGAGAAGAUAAACAAGUGUGUUGGCGACCCUGAAGCCAAUGAGGAAAAUGAAAUUUUAAAGGCAGAACAAGAUGCCCAAAUUGGUCAUGAUCAAAGGGGAGAUGUCACAAUACUACCAACCCUUGUCAUCAACAACAGGCAAUACAGAGGUAAGCUGGACAAAGUUGCUGUCCUGAAAGCGAUCUGUUCAGGAUUCGAGGAGACAACUGAGCCUGCUGUUUGUUUGAGCGAAGAGGUUCAAACAAAUGAGUGUUUGGAGAACAAUGGGGGUUGCUGGAUGGACAAAGUUAAUAAUGUUACUGCAUGCAAGGAUACCUUCCGUGGGCGUGUUUGUGAGUGCCCUAUUGUGAGAGGUGUAAAAUUUGUUGGUGACGGAUAUACCCAUUGUGAAGCUUCUGGUAUUGGUAGGUGUGAGAUCAAUAAUGGAGGGUGCUGGCAGGAAACUAAAGAUGGGAAGACAAUCUCUGCCUGCUCAAACGAAGUAUCUGAAGGUUGUAAAUGUCCAGUGGGUUUCAAGGGUGAUGGAGGAAACAGUUGUGAAGACAUUGAUGAAUGCAAAGAGAAACUUUACUGUCAAUGCAAGGGUUGCAGCUGCAAGAAUACAUGGGGAAGCUAUGAGUGCAGCUGUGGUGAUGACAAUAUGCUGUACAUGAGGGAGCAUGACACUUGCAUCAGCAAAGAGGGAACUACCACUACUGUUGGCUGGAGCUUCCUCUGGGUUAUUUUCUUUGGACUUGUUUUUGCCGGGGUUGGAGCAUACGCUGUGUACAAAUACAGGCUGAGGAGUUACAUGGAUUCGGAGAUCCGUGCCAUCAUGGCUCAGUACAUGCCUCUGGAUAACCAAGAAGGAGCAAACCAGCAUCAGGUCGUGCACGCCAAUGAUAUUUGA